GUGUUCGCGUUUAAAAAAAAAAUUAUAUACUUAAAAGAAAAAAGGGGAGAGAAACUCGUCCCUUAGAUUAGGACCAAAAUGCUUUUUACCUAAACCAGAGGAAAGUGACGUUUGGAUGCAGCUUUUAUUUAAAGCUGUUAGAUCUAUAUUUCUCAGGACAUACUUUUAAUAAUAAUAAAUAUGUACCAUCAGAGUUUAGCGAUUGAAAAAAGAUGUUUUCUGAUUUCACCCGUGCUCUGGGACAAGGAAGUGUUUUAGAUUCAGUCGGAGCCCCGUCGUCCCCGCGGUCAUGCGGCAGCUCAUCCUCAUGAUGCCAGCCGGGCCGUGGAAGCUCUGGAGAAUGUGAUUCCACAGGACCAGGCGCUCAAGGGAUGUACCUUAUGGCUGCACUUCCUACCUACGGCAACAGCAAAAAGCACGGUGGUCUUCACCGUCGCUACGGCACCGGAAGUGGUGGGGAUAAUUUAACCAACAGCACUUGUGGUGCUGGCGGCGGUGGUGCAGGGGAGUGUAGGAGCUCGUGCGGGGCGGUGGUUGACUUCGAGCUGCUGGAGAUUGACGAGAACGACAACAGCUUUCCUUGGGGCCUGAUCCACCACAAUGAACUGGCGCACAUGCUCAACAACGGCCUGGGGAAGACCGUGGUGAUUGACAGCAGAUCUUUCCUUGAGUACAACACCAGCAACAUCCACCAGUCUGUCAAUGUCUGCUGCUCUAAGCUGGUCAAGAGGAGGCUGCAGCAAGAUAAGGUCCAUGUCCUUGACCUGUUGAAUCAGACAUGUAACAUUGUGACUGAUGCAUCAUGGGAUGUGAUUGUGUAUGACCAGUGCACAGAAGACCCCUCACAGCUUACAUCUGAUAACUUUGUCCAGGUGCUGCUUCACAAGCUGAGCACCACUUUCAACAGUGUUGCCUUUUUAAAAGGAGGUUUCCUGGCAUUCCAAGCAUCUCAUCCCAGCCUGACAGAAAACAAGUCCAGCUCACACCGCUGCUCUACCCUGACCUCCCUGUCUCAGCCAUGCAUGCCAGUGAGCAACAUUGGCCCCACUCGGAUCCUGCCAUUUUUGUACCUGGGCAGUCAGCAGGACUCACUCAAUCAAGAUUUAGCGCAGGUGAACGGGAUCACAUACAUAUUGAAUGUAAGCAAGACGUGCCCCAGACCACCGUACAUUCUGGACGGCCACUUCCAUCGUAUCCCUGUCAAUGACAACUACUGUGAAAAGUUACUGCCAUACUUUUAUGAGGCUUUCCAGUUUUUGGACAAGGUGCGUGAGGCCAACGGAUGUGUUUUGGUUCACUGCCUGGGUGGAGUGUCACGUUCCCCCACCCUGGCCAUUGCCUACAUCAUGAGAUACAUGCGCAUGUCCUCAGACGAGGCCUACAGAUAUGUUAAAGACAAGCGUCCGACAAUCUCACCCAAUUUCAACUUCCUUGGGCAACUGUUGGAGUACGAGAAAGUCAUAAGGAAGGAAGAACAGGUAGAGGAGGCACGUAAAGAGGCCGUCCGAGCAACAAUGCUAGAGGAGGGCAUGACCUUUGACCUGGAGCGAGCAAACCCUGGCGUCAUGGACCUUCACACGACCAGCCCGUCCUCUCCUGGUCCGCGGUCAGCUCACAGAACUUUUGUCCUGGACCAGACGUCCACUCAAGCGUUCCACUCUCACCUGGCCAGCUCCAGCUUCAAGCUGGGCAAGCUCCAGGACUGUCCUCUACCUGGACCCUUCGCUGACCGCGCCAGACCAACAGACGGGUCAGCCACAGCCUCUGUCCAGGGCUCACCUGCAGCCUGUCCUCUGCUGAAGUAUCAGCCCCACAAUUGUACUUACCCAGAUGUGUCUGCCCUGCCCGGCCCAUCACACCAAGUCACCUGUUCUAAAUCUGCAUGUUUUAGUGCAGCCACAACAAACGCUCUCAACAUCAGCCAGUUCAGUAACCCACUGGCUAACAGCUGUGAUAAUCACAAUGAAGUAAAACACUAUUCUAUCCAGUCGCCUGUGUGUCCUCUCACUGGUUUCCCUAGCCCGGGAGGUGCACAUGACGACUUCCCCCAGUCCACCGGCGCCACAACAGGCUUCCCUGGGCCAGGAACCAACGGCAGCAGUACCUCAACUGUACAGCCCUCAUUCACCGCAUACCACAGUCAAACCAUCGGCAGCAGCUCUGGAGACCCGGAAUGUUCUGCCAUCAAAUCCAGCGACUCUCACCCUGUAUCCAGUGAGCACAAAGAGCAACCUAAGUCAAGAUACGGGUUCAGUUUUUCUUCAGUGUUUUCAAAUUUCAGGUGGAAAUCCAGACCACCUACACUUCCUUUAGGAUCUCCAGUGGGCACGCAAAAGGAGGGCAGAAGUUUUCUGAAAAAGCAAGGAGCCGAGUGCGGUGCUGUGGCCCAGCUGACCCCAGUAUCAGAGGCUGUGGAAAACAAUGAUCUCGUCGUGAAUGAAGGCUUGGGUGAGUGUAUGAAAAGUGGCACACCAGGCUGUGACACAAUUGAAGAAAUGGACACUACCGUGGAAACCAGUAUCAGUGAUUCAGGCAGCAAACUUUCCACUGCAACUAACUUAUUGGCAUCUAAUCAGAAUAUUUUAUCCACAACGGCACCAGAAUCAUCCAGCGCUCUCCGGUCAGCAUCGCUACGGCUGAGUGCUAAGAACUUUACAUUAUCCCUAAGCUCCCCAACAUCAGAGUUCCCAGUGAACUUCCCGCCAUCACUAACCCACAAAGCUACUUCCCCGUCAGACUCUAACAAAAGGAAAUGUGGCCUGGUGGCCGCUAGCGCUGACAGCCCAGACAAAGUGGCAAAAACCGAGGAUCACCAGGGGCUGACUCCCCCCAAAACCCUCAACCUUGGCCAGGGUAAACUCAAACAAAAACUCUCUGCCAGACGGCCCUUUGUGUUGGCCAUUUCCUCCCCCACAUCAGCCAUGGCACAACUCAACUUUGUCUCCUCACCUGACACUUUACCUGAUUCCCCUUCAACGGCAGCAAAAGAAGAACAGCUCUAUAUAGAAGAGAACUCCAGACGGACUACAGAAAACAGUCAUGACAUUACAGACCCACCUGCAAGACAUAAGCAGUGUGAGCAUCCCAUGCUAGAAGAAAUGACUCUGACUUUAAAUAAAAACACAAGACAGUGUAGGGUCAAAGAACUUCCUUUGUCUGCUUCCCUGAACACCAGUUCACCCAGCCCAGGCGCCUCCCCCACCUUUAGUGAGGUCUCAACAGGUGUAAACCUUGAGAGCUUUAAGGAGCUGCCCAUCACAUCCUUGGACAAGCUGAGCUUCACCCCCUGCUACACCAGGGAUAUUGUCCAGGAGCUGAAGAAACAGGAUGCUGCCAGUCUGGCCUCUGAAGAUCUCAGCCAGCUGCGGUCCUCUGCGCUAGAUUCACCAAUGUCAAUCAGCAGCGGCAGCUCAGCCCCCAGCAUAUCAAGUUCCAUUGUAUCCCCCGUUGAUUACACCGCAACAAACCUGUUCCCAAGUGAGGCUAAGACAGAGAGCCUCACAGCUUUUCCUUUCCUGCCCUCAGAAACUCAUCUGUCAGCAGACCCAGUUGCACAUGGCGCCAAGCUGAGCAGCACCCAGGGUACCCCUGACUCUGUCCUCUCUGACCUCUCACCUUCAUUUCCUCAGGCCACCAUUGCACCUACCCUCCCCACAUGCACCCCCCACUACUACACCAGCACAUCCUCCAUUGAACCCCUCUCACCCAUGUCAUUAUGUGAAAGCUCUUGCAGCUCCCUGCCGUGGUCCUCAAAAAGAAACAGUAUAUCAUCCCCCAUCCAGUCAUCCAUCAGCUCCCCCAUCUCAUCCCUCUCUUCCCCCAUUGUUUCAUCCCCAUCCUUCUCUCCCCUGGUCACAUCCCCCACCACUAGUGCAACGUACCUGGCCUCUACUAGUGGAGUCAGCAAAAUAAUUCGCAGAGAGAAGAGUAAACGCGUGACAGACCGUCCCAACAGCAUAGCUUUUUCGUCAUAUCCAACCUGCGACUUGGUUCCUUCGGCACCAGACUCUUCUCCAUCCAACCCUGGUGGUCAAGCUAGUCAAGACGAUGCCAGCGAGGCUUACAUGUCUGUCAGUGGCAAACGCUCCCGUCUCAGCGUCAACUCUGAAUCUCACGCACCACAGGGGCGGACAUCUUGGGGUGGUUAUUCCGAGAGGGAGGUGUACAAGAAGUACAGACAGAUCACUGCUGCCAUGGAGAAUGCCAUGCUCCAAACACAAGUGUUUUCCCCGGGCUCGUCUCGGCUAAACCCUGGCAGCGUCUCUUCUAGGAAAGCCCGCAGUCUGGAUGAUUUCCUGGACAAUAACCUGGAGGAGACUGAUAUGAUGCAAUAUCCCCGAGGCAGGCACCACUGGAGUGGCUACAGAGAUGAGCACCUAAUGGAGCAGUACCAUUGCGGCAUUGCCUCAGAGCCCUACCAUUCCAGUUCCAGUCUGUCUUCCAACGGCAGCCGUGGGUCUAGCAUGGAGAUCAUUCAGAUGUUGUGAGAAAAUGUUUCAUUUGUUUGAGACCACUAUAAACAGGUACAUUUUAUGGUUGGUUAUUUGUUGAUUCAUUCUAAACAGUAUUAGAGUCAAGUUUAAAAAUGCUACACAGAUAUUAUUGUGGUUUACAAAUAAAAUAGUUUUAAAAUUACAUACAUGAUGGACACAUUACAUUAUAUUAAAUAUUAUUUUGUAAUUAAUUAUGACAAUAGAUUUAAAUAAAUUUUAAUUAAAUUAAAACAGACUAAAAGUUUAUUUUGGUUUCAAAAACUAAAUUCAUUUAGAAAUCUGUGUAGGAACAAGUUUUUGUGCAGAAUAUUAUUUCUUUGCUGUUUGUUUCCCAAAUUUUUCUUCAUUUUCUGAGUUUGUUUUUUGUUGCUGUUUGAUUGCUUUUAUAAUUUCAUUCAAAAUUGUAAAAAAUGUAAUGAACGCUCAAUCUAAUCAACACAUCAAAUUUUUAGUGAAACUCUACACUUGUUGCAUGAAGUGCUAAAGUCCUAGAACUGGCUUUUAAGAGUGUAUUACAUAGUGUAGCAACCAUCUCACACUGCUAACUAUAGAUUCACUGCUCAAGAUGCAGUAUUACUAAAUUUAUCUCAUUUGUGCCUGAUAUUUUAGAACAAAAUUUAAAUGUGGUUUGGUUAUUUCUCUUGUCUGGUAUCUUAAACAAACUGCUUUAAACUAUUUCUCUUUUGUACAAAAAAAAGUCAAGUUAACCUAAUGAAAUUCUUUCUUUUAUUUACAAGCUGCCACGCUGAAUGGUAAGUCUAUCCCUGGUAAUUUAAUACUCCCCUGAUACCCUUGCUGGGUCCAGUCUUGUACAGCAUUUGGUUGCAUUUCAUGUGCAUUGCUCAGCCACUUAGCAUCAUCCUCACUGCCAGCAUGACCACUGGCAUCAAAGAUAAUAAUUUUAAGUCGUCUCGUCUCACAAGACCACCACUUCAUUAUUUAUUUAUUUAUUAAUUCCUGAAGAUGCUCCGUCUGUAUGUGUUUUAGGGAACAAUGUAUUGUAAAUAUCUCGGAGACCAGUAACUGACAGUGUAAAGACAAAAUCUAAGAUGAAUUAAGAAGCAUCCAAAUCCUAGUUGGUACACAUAUUUCUUACAAAUCUGUCUCUUUCUGCUGUGUUUUUAAUGCAAGUACUUUGUAAGCUAGAUCUUUUGCUGUGAGCAUGUCCAGAGUUUUUAAGAAGCAAAUGAUAAUUGGGUAUAUUGGUAAUAAAUGUUUAACAGAGGCUUGGUCAUGUGACUCUAACUAAAAGUGCAUGAAGUUUUGUCAUCAUCAACUGCUGUGUUAGAAUCCAGUUUUUUUUAAUUUUCUCAGCAUUGAAUUAACAUGCACAGUCAUUGUUCUCUCAACUUUAUGUAGGUGCCAGUUUCAGAAUAGGAAAAGUUAACACAUAGAGGCAUGGUAAUGACUAUUUAAGGAAUCCUCUGUGUAAUCUGGACAUUGUAUCUAGGUCUGUUGGUAGCAUUGUGUUCAUUGACUGUCCUUUCCCAGAAUGUACACUGCUAACUAUAAGAGGAGACAGUAGGGCAAUAGAGGUUUAUCUUGACAAACUUAUCUGCAACUCAAGGCAUGACUCAUUACUCCCGCAGAAUAAGGUGCAUUGUCUGCCCUACUUUAUUGGAGCUACUGCAGCAAACAAGGUGUUUACAGACACCUUUUGCUGUCAGUACACAAUUUAAUUGCUGCCUUCAUGCCACCAAACUCUCAUUAUGCUAGCCUGGUGGAAGACAAGUACCAUAACUUCUUUUUACUCCUAGUGUUGUAUUUUCUCCCUUUGUGUGCCAGUUGAUUUUUUUUUAAAUGUGUAGCUUAUUUUUAUGUACGUCCCCUCUUUCCCAUGAAUGCAAAAGCUGAAUGAAAGUAGUUGUGAGAACUAGCUGAAGAGUUUAUUCUGAGACCACAGCCCUACCUGUUGCAGCACAGUGCACUUUUUUCUCUCAGGUUCAAGCAUGUUCUAUUUUUAGGUUGGCUUAGCCCAAUUUAUUAUUUUUGGCCAUUCUCACCUUUUAACUUUUUUUUUUCUUUCUCUUACCAAUCACCUUGCAAUAAACAGCCCUCUUACUUCAUGAAUCACAUAAAUAAAAACAAAAAUAUUUUAAUCACUGAUGUUUAUUUAAAUGCAUUAUUUAGUUUAAAUAUUUUUUUUGGACAGAUAAGAGCUCUUCAGCUUGACAUUUAUAUCAGCAUUCUUUGGUCUUAAGAUAGUAUUAUGUUAUAUUUAAUACAUCUAAAAAAAAAAACUUUCUUAAUAGAACAGGAUUUUUCACUAGGUAAUUCCCAGUGUAUAAAUAAUGUCCACUUAAUGCACUAAAUAUUAUUCAAAGUAUUCAAUUUAUGUAAUUAAGCAGGACAAAAUGUCUAACUAAUUUUCAAAGAUAUUAAAAAAUUAUAAAUAAUCAUUUGUUCAUCUAGUAUCUUGAAAAUUUAAUCGCACCAAUUUAAGAACUGCAACAUGACGUUUGUAUACAAGAUAGUAACUUGGUUGUAACUUCCAUUGCAUAUCUUUCUUUUCUCAAUUAGUUGCAUGUGUAUCCUGUUAAUUUGAUUGCUUUGCUAGUGGGGAAAUAAACCUUUAGCCAAAGCUUCCGGUGUCUCUAAAGAAAAAUUGGUUGUGGUGUUUUAUAGCUACCGUUAUUUGAAAUAUUUUAUGAAUACUGGUUAUCUUUGUAUACCUAUGUGCCCUAAAACACCUUGAUCUUGCAUAGGGUGGUUUGCAUAGUUUAAUUUUUUUUAAUGAAAAAAAUUCUGAUGAUGAAACUAGUGUAGUGAGCAACGUUGCCCUUGAAGCAACUGAAAUAUGGACUGGCAUGAAGAAAGACCUCACCUUGUGUUAUGUAUUCCUGAUGUUGAUUUUUGCUGUGUAUAUUAUCUGAAAGAACCCCUUUUUUCACCCCCACCCUCAUAACACCUUGUUGUUAUACCUGCAUCAUUAUGUGUUGUUUAACCCUGGACAGUGAAAAUGUUGUGUUUCAGUAGUUUUUACCUACCUCUCAAGAUAUAAAAAAAAAAAUUGUUCGAUUUCAAUGAUUACUAUGUACUAUUUACAAUUUUAUUUACAAUACGUUUCUUCACCCAUUUACAUUUUUUUAAAUUACUCAUUAAAAAAUGUACUAAAUUUCUUUUUCAAAACUCAGUGAUAUGAAUGUUAAAUGUGACAUAAUUAAUCUAGCAAGUAGUAAAGUACUUUAUGAAAAAUAAUUGUUCCCCUUUAGUGUUCACAGUUUUCUUCUAGGCAGGAUUUGAAUAGUGUGUCAUUUUAACCAAAAAUGUUCAAGAAACCAGACUAACUAGAUUAAAUCAGGAAAUUUAUAAAGUGUUUAAAUGUGCCAGUAGACUGUUGUUUCUUGUUAACAGUUCAUUACCCUAUACAUUUGUGAUGAAAAUAGUUGUGUAUUUUCUGUGAAAUCCCUCAUUACCUCUUCUCUUCAUGUUGCGUUGUUUGGAGCAAAUGUUCAUUUAGAGAGCAGAUGAUUGUGAUAGAAGUUCUUCAUUUGUGAUAACUUGUAUAUUACACCAGAUAAAAAAAUAUUUUUUUUCUUGGCAUUUCAUUAUGAAUGGGUGAUAUUUUUGCUGCAGAAUGAGAGGUUUUGUGAAAAAUAAUCAGAAGAUUGGGAAGUCUCUCUGACAUUUUAAAAGUGUGCCUCCUUUAUUUAAUUUACAGACUUAGAUAGUAUUUUGAAGUAGAAUAAUUACUUAAUGAAAUUUUUGUUGUUGUCAUUAGCGCUAGUUUUGUUUUGUAUUCCAGAUUUAAGUUUAAGUGCUACAAAAAAGCUAUUAAAGAUAGAAACCGUUGUAAAAAAAAA
Physella acuta is the source of this 8296-nucleotide messenger RNA. RefSeq names its product mucin-2. NCBI's taxonomy places the organism in Eukaryota, Metazoa, Mollusca, Gastropoda, Physidae. The record is from RefSeq and is a predicted model, not a curated record. Gene Ontology annotation, biological process: peptidyl-tyrosine dephosphorylation; negative regulation of MAPK cascade. Gene Ontology annotation, molecular function: protein tyrosine/threonine phosphatase activity; MAP kinase tyrosine/serine/threonine phosphatase activity; MAP kinase tyrosine phosphatase activity. Gene Ontology annotation, cellular component: cytoplasm.